Messenger RNA from Medicago truncatula (barrel medic), 2241 nucleotides. RefSeq names its product rRNA methyltransferase 1, mitochondrial. Lineage: Eukaryota; Viridiplantae; Streptophyta; Magnoliopsida; Fabales; Fabaceae. The record is from RefSeq and is a predicted model, not a curated record. Gene Ontology annotation, molecular function: rRNA (guanine) methyltransferase activity; RNA binding. Gene Ontology annotation, biological process: rRNA methylation. Bases 168 to 1886 code for a protein of 572 amino acids. Gene Ontology annotation, cellular component: chloroplast. The transcript has a single exon.
AACGAGGUCGUUUAGCUGAGUUCCAUUGUUUCUGAAAUCGAUAACUACUCGCCGUCAAUGGAGUCUGUAAAAUGCCCUAAUUUCACUUGAAUGGAACGAAGAUAAGACAUUUCCACUGAAACUCUCAUUUCAACAAUUCAUACUUCUUCACUUCUUCUUCUAUCUCAAUGUAUACCAAUAUCUCCAAAACCCAAGCAUUUCCACUCGUAUCCAAAAUAUCUUCGCAACCCAAAUGCUUUAAUUCACUCUCCACCUUAAAUAUCCAAUUUUCACCACUUUCCUCUCAUAAUAAAUCCAUCUUUACAAACCCCAGAUAUGGAUUGAUGCUAGAAAUUGCUAGGAGGUACUGUGCCGCUAGAAGUGUCGAAAAACAACUUCCUUGGCUAGAAACGAAUGAAGUUAAGGAAGAUAAAAGGGUUGAGAGAGCAAAAAGGAACCAUGUUAGAAGCUCUAUUCAAGAUGAUUCAGUUAAGAAGGGGAGUGUUAAGUCCUCUUGGGAACAAUCAGUUGAUAGGUUAGAGAUACCAGCUGUUUCAGAAUUUAAGCCUAGAUCACGGGAAUCAGCGUUUUCUGCUAAAGGUGGUGUGUCUAAUAGGGAAAGGAAGAAUGGUUUGGCUGAUAAUGGUAGAGAGCCUAGAAACGAUCGUGGUAGUAGAUAUGUUAAAUUUGAUGAUAAGAGGAUUGCUAGCAAUACACGCUUUGGCAAAUAUGGUAAAUUUGAUGAUAAGAGAAGCGCUAACAACACACACGCUGAUAGAUAUAGUAAAGUUGAUGAUAAUGUUGAAGAAAGAGUUGAUGAUGAAAUGGAGGAUGAGGUAGAGGAGGGUGUUGAUGAUCCAAGGUGGGAUAACAUAAAGAAUAGGUUUAAAGGGGUGGUUGGAGGUAGAGGUGGAUUGGAAAAACUGGAAUAUCGAAGAUGGGAUAGGAAUGAGAAUUGGGGUAGUAGAAAGACAUGGCAAGAGGCAACUGAAUCUACUGUGCCUAAGAUUGUUGGUGAAGGAAUUUAUGGGGUUGGUCCGGUUUUGGCUGCAUUGUCAGCUGGAAGAAGGGAAUUCUAUGCAUUGUAUGUGCAACAAGGGUUGGAUUUGAGUAGCAACAAUAGGAAGAAGAAGGAUAAGAAAGGGUUUGAGAGGGUUCUAAAGAUGGCUGAAAAGCUCAAUUUAAGUAUAAAAGAAGAAUCAAAGCAUGAUCUGAAUAUGGUAACCGAUAACCGACCUCAUCAAGGUUUAGUUUUAGAUGCUUCGCCACUCGAGAUGGUGAAAAUACAGGAAUUGGAACCUGUUUCUACUGAGGAAGGAAAGGGUUCUCUUUGGGUAGCUUUGGAUGAGGUGACUGAUCCUCAGAAUUUGGGGGCAAUUAUUAGGUCUUCAUAUUUUUUUGGAGCCGCUGGUAUAGUUUUAUGUGCAAAGAAUUCAGCUCCAUUGAGUGGUGUUGUUAGCAAAGCAAGUGCAGGCUCACUUGAAUUAAUGGAACUUAGAUAUUGCAAGAACAUGAUGCAAUUCUUAGUGUCUUCAGCCGAAAAUGGCUGGCGAGUUCUUGGUGGUUCUGUCUCCUCUAAAGCGAUUUCAUUGAAUGAGAUUGAACCUGGUCCGCCGACUAUUCUUGUUUUGGGCAGUGAGGGCACUGGUUUGAGGCCUUUGGUGGAGAGAUCAUGUACUCAGUUGGUUAAAAUUGCUGGUAAUAUUCCUUCAGACUUAAGUACCGGUGAUGAAUUAGAAGGUGAAAGUACCGGUUUAAAUCGCGAGAGCCCUGGUAAAGAGUUCCUUUCAUUUUUGGCUGUGGAAAGCUUAAAUGUUAGUGUAGCAACAGGUGUGCUUCUUCAUCAUUUAAUUGGUAAAAGGUCUGUAGAUUCUUUGCCGGACGCGAAUAGACAGAUUUCUGAGUGAAACUACAAGGCCUGAAUUUAUUUAGUUUGUUUUCUUGGUGUCUCAUGCACUGUAGUUUCUCCUUUUUUAUUUUAUUUUUUUUAUUUUAUUUUUUAUCAUUUGAUCAAGAAAUAAUCAUAUUAACUUGAUGGUUCAGUAUAUUGGAUUAGUUGGUUCAAUAAUUUGACCGCAUUUUAACUUGAUGAUUCAAUAUACUAGAUACCAGUUUGCAAAUCGAAGAGAAAGAAUCACUUAAUUUGUGAGUUGAGGUUGAGGCUUCUUUUGGUUAUCAUCAAUUUGAAGUUCUAUUGGUUCAUGGAUUUAUAUUGUGUUAAAUUCUAGUUGUAUUGGUUUAACUUCAAGUUUCUGAUGUGAA